This is a messenger RNA of Carassius carassius (crucian carp), 1702 nucleotides long. RefSeq lists its product as uncharacterized. The transcript is spliced from 2 exons. Lineage: Eukaryota; Metazoa; Chordata; Actinopteri; Cypriniformes; Cyprinidae. The coding region runs from base 435 to 1529 and encodes 364 amino acids. Gene Ontology annotation, biological process: lipoprotein metabolic process; lipid transport. The record is from RefSeq and is a predicted model, not a curated record. Gene Ontology annotation, cellular component: membrane; extracellular region. Gene Ontology annotation, molecular function: lipid binding.
UAUGCUUAACCAAUAAUUGACAAUGCCGCUUUUGUGAAAAAAAAAUCAUGACCCGAGUUAACCAAAUUUACACUUUGAAUUAGUGAUGGGCUCUUUCAAAACACUGCUCCAUGAAGCUUUGAAUCCUUAGUAAAUCUUUUCUUUUGAAUCAGUGGUUUGGAGCAUGUUUCUAACACUCAGCUAGCAGUCCCCAUACAAACGCUGAUCGGUGUUCCUUUAACACUGGGGUAUUUAUAGGUAACCUGCAUGAUAGUAAGUAAUAUUGCUUAACUGCUGUAAACUAUUUUCUAACAACUGCAUUUUAUGACACUAUUUAACACCCACCUUGCCUUUCUCCCUUUUCAUAAUCAUGUCAACUGGAAAACAAAGUGAAUUCAGUGGAUACGCUUAGCCUAAACCUAAGGAAGCUUUACAUUUUUGAUGACUUCAAACCAAUGAUAAACAAAUUGAACUUAGAUUUUGACACAAAGCAUCAGUCACUCACUGGUCAAAUAGAGAAGCUCACCACCAUCACUAAUGAACUGGAGUCCAUGCACAAGAACACUACAGUGGGCAGUUUGACAGGAGCAACAAUGGGAGCAGCUGGAGGAAUCACAUCUAUAGUGGGUCUGGCUUUGGCCCCGGUCACAUUAGGUGUUUCUUUAGGUCUUACUGCUGUUGGUGGUGUUCUUGGAGUAGCUGGAGGAGCAACAGGUGUAAUAUGCAACAGCAUUAAUAACAGCGAGCAGAAACGCCUGCGAGAGACUCUUGAGAAGAUCACCAGUGAUUUCCAGGACACAAUAAACGCAAUGCUUGAGAUUCUAAAUAAAAUAAUCAACAGCACAGAAGACAUACAACAGCUGGUGCAGCAGGAUAUGAAUGAUUAUAUACCAGCAAGGAUGAUGCAGGGAGGAAGAGAUAAAGUGAGAGGCAUUGCAGCCAUUUCAAGACUUCCUAAAGCUGAAAUGUCCCAGAAGAGUGAAGUGGCUAAAUACUUUAACAAUGCUGUAUUAUUGUCUAAACAGGCUAAAACAGCCUUCAAGUCUGUCAAAAAAAUUAGUUCAUCUUCAGAGACUGUCAGAAACAUCCAUAUGACAUCAAAGGUUGCCAAAUCCAUGCGUUUGUCUUCAGAGAACGUCAGAGUUGUCAGUGUGUCUGCAAAAACGGCAAAAGCUGUCCGUUCAGCAGCAGCGCUCAGUGGUGUAAUCUCAGCUCUGUUUGUUGCUGCUGAUGUUUACUGCAUUGUUAAAAAUUCAGUGGAGAUCUAUGAAAUGAAUCAUUCGGCAGACAAAAAAAUUGCUAAAAAAACCAAAUCAGAUGCUUUGAAAUUCAUUAAUCAGAUGAAAGAAACAGCUGGUCAUUUUGAGACGACUCUGAAAGAAAUUAAAGACGCUAAAGACACUGCUAUCAGAGAGUUUAAUACAGAGUUGGAAAAUGGCACUUCGGUCCUGGUUAGACAAAAGCACAGAGGCAACUAUAAUGAUCUUCUUAUAUUGAGCAUUGGUUUGAAUGUUUUUUUUAUUUUGUAUUUUUUAUUCUGUCAGCCUUAAGAGUAGCUCUUCACAAAUAAACCACUUAAUCUUGGUUAUAUUUUGUUGCUGUUGUUCUGUUAUACAUGUUACUAUAGUGUAAUGUAAUUCAGUCUGCACUGUGAAGUGAACUGUCAUUAUUUUUCUUUACUUGUGGAUCCAAUAUACUGUAUAAUUAUCAAAAAAUAAAAUAA